Messenger RNA from Ordospora colligata OC4, 1011 nucleotides. RefSeq names its product AGC serine/threonine kinase. Gene Ontology annotation, biological process: protein phosphorylation. Bases 1 to 1011 code for a protein of 336 amino acids. The record is from RefSeq and is a predicted model, not a curated record. NCBI's taxonomy places the organism in Eukaryota, Fungi, Microsporidia, Ordosporidae. The transcript has a single exon. Gene Ontology annotation, molecular function: protein kinase activity; ATP binding.
AUGAUAAGGAAGCAAGAUAUCAUGUGUGUUGAGAAGAUAUCGUUUGGGCCUUUCUGGGAAGAGUUCCUUGUGUUUGUGGAGAUACAGGACGUACUUGGUGGAAUGUACAAUCUACGAGUGAUGAACAAGAAGAAGAUAAUAGAAUAUGGUGAAGAGGAUAUGGUUGAUCAUGAGUAUGUGAUUAGAUCCAUGAUCAGGCAUCCAUUUCUGAUCAACACGGUGUGUAGCUUCCAGGAUUACAAGCAUUUAUUUCUUGUUGAGGAGCAGUCAAAGAACUAUCUGAUGGAGCUGAUAAGAGCCGAGGGAAGGAUAUCUAAGAAAGCAUGUCGGUUCUACAUAGUGGAGAUACUGCUUGUGAUACAGUAUCUGCACACCAAAGGGCUUUGCUAUGGAUUUUUAUCACCCAGCAACAUAAUGAUAGGAGAUGAUGGACACAUCAAACUGAAGUAUAGCUUUCUGAAUGAAAUAGAUAGUGUUGUUGGAGGAAUAGACAGCAAUAUUGAGUAUGCAUCUCUUGACUAUCUGAAUGGCUGGGGCCUUUCUUGUAUGUCUGAUUACUGGUCCAUUGGGAUAGUUAUGUACAAGAUGCUUGUAGGAAUUACUCCUUUUGCAUCACAGGACAUGGCUUCAACAGCUGCAAAGAUGAGGGAAGGAAAAGUUCGUUUUCCAGUGUUUUUUGAUGCAUGCACCAAGGACCUGAUAUCAAAACUGCUUGUGAUUGAACCAAGAAAACGACUUGGAUAUAUGGAUAGAGACGCAGCAGCUAUCAGGAGGCAUCCGUUUUUUGAUGGAGUAGACUGGGACAAAGCGUACAUGAAAGCUACAAAUCCGCCAUUUCUAUUCAAUACCAUCAAAAGCAAGGAGCAGCUGAAACCUGCAAAUCUUGGCAUUCUCUACACUACAGAUUAUCUUUCCGAUCAGAAGGAUGGCUAUGGACGCACAUUUAGACAGUAUGGAUCUGCACAUAUACCUGAAGUUUAUAAAGGUCUCUGGAGAAACGGAUAUAUUUAG